AGUUAGAAAGCUCACAAUCAAGUCAUCUUCUCAACCUGCAUUCAUAUUUGCACCGAUUCCUCUUUGGGACAGAAUGGCAGAAAAACCACUGAGAGUCGUCCUGCUGGGAAAAACUGGAGCAGGAAAAAACAAGUUUGGCAAUGUCUUGAUUGGAGAAGAGAUAUUUGAGGUGGAUCGUUCUCCAGACUCUGGUACAAGUCAAUGUAAGGCAGUCACUGGAGUGAAUGGUCAGAUCACAGUGAUUGAUGCUCCUGGUUUCUUUGACAACAUAACAAAUGCAGAGAGACAACGAUAUGAAACAAUAAAGACGACCACAGAGUGCUCACCUGGACCUCAUGCUUUGCUCGUUUUCCUCAAAGUGGAGAAAUACACUGAGCAUGAGAAGCAGGUUAUGAUAAAAAUAAAAAAGCUUUUUUCUGAAGAUGCUUUUGAAUAUGCUGUACUGGUCUUCACUCAUGGUGACCAGCUUGCUGAGGGCAGGAAAAUCAAAGAGUUUGUCAGUGAAAACAAAGAUCUGAAAGAGCUUUCAGAUAAAUGUGGUGGCCGCUGUCAUGUUGUUGAUAAUAAAUACUGGAACAACAACCAGCAAGAUCCUUAUAGAGACAACCAGUUCCAGAUCAGACAGCUGCUCAGCACGAUCAAUGGACUGGUGCAGCAACAUGGAGGAGGCUGCUACACCAAUAAGAUGCUGCAAGAAGUGGAAAGAAAAAUCCAGGAAGAGACGACGCGAACCGGAUCCAGAGAGGAGGCAAAGAAAAAUGUCACCGACUUUUUCUUCAAGAAAUUAGCUGAUAUUGACCCAGGCGAGUUACUGGGGGCUUUACUUGGCUCACUAGAAGAUGUUAAAAAGGUUCAUUCAGCAGUUUUUGGUCUCCCUGGUGUUGCUACAUGGACAGCUGUUGGAGCUGCAGCAGGAGCAGUAAUUGGAGCAAUUGGAGGUCCUGUUGGGGCUGCUGCUGGAGCUGCUGCAGGGGCUGUUGGAGGGACUUUGGGAGGUUUAAUGGCUGGGUUGUGGGGGAAACCAAAGACUGAAUAAAUUGGAGAUAUUAGAUAGAGACAAAAACAAACAAACAUUCAGGUCAUCUUUAUUCACAGACACACGAUGGAAUAAUAUUCUUGACAAUAUAGAGAACUCACUCUGUAAAUCAGGAAUUAACUGAACAUGUUCCAAAACCUUCUGUCAAUGUCUAUUGUUGAACAUUAUUUCAGUCAAUUACUGUUGUUUAUCUUAAAUAUCGACACUGUUUUGUUCUGACAGAUUUUAUCAAAUGAUAUUUUGUUUGAAAUCAGUUUUGAGUUUUCUCCUUUUUCAUAGAAACUGCUUUGUAAAUGUAACAAAAGAUUGUUUUCAUUCACUUUGUGUAUCGAUUGUGUGUACUUGAGUUUAUCUACAAAUCUCUUGAUUUCAUUUUCUAGUUUUCUGAAAUUGUAAAUACAAAGUCUCUGAAUGAAUUAAAAGAUGGAAACAACGUUGACAUUUAACAUGAUCUGAGGAAUAGUUUCAUUUUAUUUUCUUCUUAUUGUACCAUGAUGAUGUUAUUUUCACACAUGCAUAAAAAACAUUGUAACAUUGUGA
Messenger RNA from Salarias fasciatus (jewelled blenny), 1576 nucleotides. Its product is annotated as GTPase IMAP family member 4-like. Bases 74 to 1036 code for a protein of 320 amino acids. The record is from RefSeq and is a predicted model, not a curated record. NCBI's taxonomy places the organism in Eukaryota, Metazoa, Chordata, Actinopteri, Blenniiformes, Blenniidae. The transcript is spliced from 2 exons. Gene Ontology annotation, molecular function: GTP binding.